Molecule: messenger RNA, 1620 nt
Organism: Daucus carota subsp. sativus
Lineage: Eukaryota; Viridiplantae; Streptophyta; Magnoliopsida; Apiales; Apiaceae
Product: two-component response regulator ARR12
Exons: 7
Coding region: 1-1620 (539 amino acids)
Biological process (GO): phosphorelay signal transduction system; cytokinin-activated signaling pathway
Molecular function (GO): DNA binding
Source: RefSeq, a predicted model, not a curated record
AUGUCGGAAAAUAAUACGAGUGAGAAUUCCGCCGGUGACGGCACUCCGAUGCCGGAAAACCCGAAGUUCCCGGAGGGCCUGCGAGUUCUUCUCGUCGAUGAUGACCCCACCAGUCUUAAGACAGUGUCAGCCAUGCUACAAAAGUGCAAGUAUCGAGUUACGCCAGUGACAAUCGCAACUGAAGCGCUGGCGUUGUUAAGGGCGAACAAAGAUGACUACGAUUUAGUCAUGACUGAUGUUAGAAUGCCGGACAUGGAUGGGUUUGAGCUCCUGAAAAUAAUUGGCCUUGAAAUGGACAUCCCAGUGAUAAUGAUGUCCGUGGAUGAUAAACGGGAAAAUGUAAUGAAGGGUGUCAUGCAUGGAGCUAGGGACUACUUGGUGAAACCUAUCAGAAUUUUGGAGCUUCAGAACAUUUGGCAACAUGUGUUGAGGAAAACUGCCUUGGAUCCAGAAAAGUCAUCGUUGAUCACUGAAGAGAUAGUUGUGGGAAACUUACCUCUUAAAAAGCGACAAGGGAAAGACAAGGAAAAGGAAGAUGCAAAUGCUAUCUCCGACGGGUCCUGCUCUAUGAAGAAACGAAGGUUUGCUUGGACACAAGAGCUGCACCAGAAGUUUGUAGAAGCAGUUCAUCACUUGAAUGCAGAUAAAGCAGUCCCGAAACAAAUAGUUGACAUCAUGAAAGAGCCUGGGCUUACCCGAGAAAUCGUUGCUAGUCAUCUCCAGAAGUACAGGAAUUAUUUGAAGAGAGAACAGAUGAGGAUGACAGAAAGCGGUGUCUAUAAUAAUGGUCAGAAAGGAAUACAUGAAGCUUACCUCAAUCCUACUCCAACUUCAUAUUCAGAUUAUAGACCUAUAUUAAGAGACCCAAACAAUGGCUGCAGCAGUGGCAGUGGUACAACUUCCUUCCGCGAUCACUUGCCAAAACCAGAAGCAUUAACCAAUUCUCAGCUGAAUGAUUCCUUUAUGAUUGGUUCUCUAAACCAACAGAGCUUGUGGUCUCAGCAGACUUACAACCCACCUCAUAUGCCAAAUCAAGUACAAGCACCCAAACCUACUUCAGUGCUUGGAAAUAUCCCAUUAGCUCAGGCUCAGCAAUGGGUGGCAAAUCCUCCAGGAAGAGUGAUGUUUGGGGAUUAUGUUAAUAUGUCAUCACAAAUUCCUAAUUUUGGCACUGUGCAAGCUGGCCCUCAACUUGGUUUUGCCAAUUUUGCUGGCCAAUCUGGUUUUCCUCCUAGCAAAUUGCCAUCGACUGAGAAUGCCUUACAUCCAGGCCCUUCUGGUGCUUUUGGCAUUGUUGGAGCUCCUUACCAGAUGCUGGACGGGGCUUCAAACCAAAUCAGUCAACCUUUUCAGCGCAAUGUUUUACCUGGGCAACACAAUGGAAAUGUCAUCUCGACUGCUUUCAGUGGAGGAGUGGGCUCAGAUUGUAGAGGAUAUCCAGUUGACUUCGGGGACAUGGACAAACCUAGAGUCAAUGGACAGGGUGGUCAGGGUGCAUAUAUGCAGCUUCUUACAGAAAAGAUGGAUAACAAUUAUCACAACAGUUUGAGUUCCAUUGAUGAUGAAUUAUCUACUGAAGGGGAACAGAUUGCACCAACUUCAUCAGCCCCUAUGAAAUGA